Molecule: messenger RNA, 4876 nt
Organism: Biomphalaria glabrata
Lineage: Eukaryota; Metazoa; Mollusca; Gastropoda; Planorbidae
Exons: 33
Coding region: 41-4741 (1566 amino acids)
Cellular component (GO): membrane
Molecular function (GO): catalytic activity
Source: RefSeq, a predicted model, not a curated record
AAGUAAAGAACGUAACAAAACUAUGGUUAAAACUUUUUAAAUGGAAAAACUUCGUAAAGAUUCAGUAAUCACAUACAAAGAUAAACACGCGUUUGGGGUCUCGAUGUGUGCAGUUGAUAAUUUCAACAUAUCCCGAGGUUAUUUACUUUUACUGCUUUGGUUUCAUUUAUGGAGAGUGGAGUCACUAACAUGUUUACAGUGUACUUCGUACCAGCUUUAUUGUAACAAUUCUGUUACAUGUGCAGAGCAUGAGGUGUGCUACACCCAUACCACCAAUGUCAACUCACGAAUACAAUAUGACAUGGGCUGCGCCAAGCAAGGUUUCUGUCAACAUUACAACACCGAGAACGACCUGCUAGUUGGUAAACGCGAUACAGAGACAGAAGCAAGAGACAAGAGAGACAACCUGUGCCUCAAGUGCUGCCAUUGGAAUGAUUGCAAUGGUCGGCUUUGUUCUGAUACAACCAACACUGACCUACAGUUACGACUAAGAGAUGGACAAAACAGAUACGAUGGAACUGUGGAAGUGUUUCACAAAAACAAUUGGGGAUUCGUCUGCGACGAUGGAUGGUCUCAGCUUGAAGCCGAGGUGGUCUGUCACAUGCUGGGGUAUCAAAGAUCUGGCGCCAGAGCGGUAACGGACAAUGGCUUUCACUCCAACCACUUUUACAACUAUCUACUCGACCAAGUGUCCUGUCAGCCAAACACGUCGACUUUACAAGAUUGUCAUCAUUCAGACUGGGGUCAUCAUGACUGUGUCCCCGGGGAAGAAGCUGGGGUCAUUUGUUCUUCUGGUGAAACAGACACAAUACAGUUACGUCUCAGAAAUGGUUCCAACAUCUACGAAGGUCUAUUGGAAGUGUUCUACAACGACACUUGGGGGUCAGUCUGCGAUGACUCCUGGUCAGAUCAGGACGCGCAAGUCGCUUGCUACAUGCUAGGAUACAAAAAAUCUGGGGCCCAAGCAGUAGGUGGUGGAUAUUUUACCUCUGGUCAUGCAUUGCCCUUUGUGUUGGAUGAUGUCGUGUGUACAGGCAACGAAAUGAAUCUGGCUGAUUGCUCUCACAGAAACUGGAAGGAGCACAACUGCGGCCCAAACGAAGAGGCUGGCGUUAUUUGCGUUCCAGAUCCAGAACUACAAGUUCGUCUUUGGAACGGCAAAACACUUUCUGAAGGCAUUGUGGAAGUCUACUAUAACAAUACACGGGGCUUAUUAUGUGGUCAGGGAUGGUCAAAUGAAAAUGCAGAAGUUAUUUGCUAUAUGCUGGGUUAUCCAAGAUCUGAUGCCACCGGAUAUAUUGACACUGUUUCGAACCAGACAUUAUCUUUCCUGCUUGAUGAAGUGAUCUGUUCAGGCACUGAGUCAAGUGUACUUGAGUGUAAACACAGAGCUGUCGGAGAGGACCUAUGCCAUGCCCUAGAAGCGGCAGGAGUUACUUGUAAACCAGAGAAUAUAUCUGUCUCUGUACGCCUAAGAGGUGGUGGCCAUAGCAAUGAAGGCGUUGUAGAAGUCAAUUAUAAUGGAACUUGGGGUACAGUAUGUGAUGAUGGCUGGACAAAGGAGAAUGCACAAGUUGUCUGUCGCAUGUUAGGUUACCAAGGGCAAGGAUCAGAAGCUGUUUAUGGAUCAAGAUUUGUCCAAAGUGCUAGUCUGCCUUUUCUUUUAGAUGAUGUCUGGUGCUCUGGUAGUGAACACAAUCUACUAGAGUGUUACCACAAGCCAUGGGGACAACACAACUGUGGCGAUGGCGAAUCAGCUGGUGUCGUUUGCCCUCCUGGACCUUUAGAUUUAGGAAACAGCUCAGUGGUACGUCUAGUCAAUGGACGCAACGAAUACGAAGGUAUUGUAGAAAUCUACCAUAAUCAUUUGUGGACAACUCUUUGUGAUGCAGGAUGGAAUGACAAAACUGCAAAAGUCAUUUGUCACAUGCUAGGAUUUUCAAGGUUCGGCGCUAAAUUUGUAGAAUCCUCCAGCGGAAUGUUUCCGAAGGUUCAGAAUGGCCUCUUCCAAGUGGAGUACGUGUCAUGUGUUGGCAAUGAAACAAAUUUCGAUGACUGUCGCCCUUCCUACAGGAUUCCAUAUUCUUGUCAAAACAGGCAACAAGCUGGUGUUAUGUGUGUGCCAGAAAUCUCCAAUUUAACUGUUCGUCUGGUGAAUGGCACACACAUGUACGAUGGAUCAGUGCAAGUUUUUUUCAACGGCACUUGGGGACUUAUCUGUAAUAAAGGCUGGUCGAAUGCCGAAGCUCAGGUAGUUUGUGGCAUGCUGGGAUAUGAAAGAUCUGAAGCCAAGGCUAUAAGACCAACAAGAUUUUUUUCUUAUGUUCCUUAUUUCAUUGAUAAUAUAAAGUGUCAUGGUAAUGAGUCAAAUCUUUUGGGUUGUAACAUAUUAGAAUUGGGAAAUGCCGAAUGUCCGAUUGAAGUGCAGGCUGCUGUUAACUGUCGUGCAGGCAAGGCUAUGCUGCGUCUGACUCAUGGUAAUACUAGUCAUAGUGGCACUGUUGAAGUUUUCUACAAUGGCGAAUGGGGAAUAGUCUGUGAUGACUACUGGACUGAUGCCGAUGCUCAGGUGGUUUGUUACAUGCUAGGGUAUCAAAGAUAUGGAGCUAAAGCAGUGCGGGCUGCAGGAUUUCCCUAUGAUACCAGUCAAAGUGUGAUGCUGGAUGAUGUAACAUGCCGUGGCAAUGAAACUACUAUCCUAGAAUGUUCACAUCGACCUUGGGGAGAACAUAACUGCCGUGCCAAUAAAGCUGCUGGUGUCAUUUGCAGAGCAGAGGAAAAUAAAGAUGAUGUGCUCCUUCUGCUAGAUGCACAGUCAAAGUCUAUCUACAAAAUGUACCUCAGCACUCAAACCUACAUCACCCUUCCUUUGCCACUUGUAUACAUUCCUGGGAGUUUUGACUUUGAUCCUGGCUCUGACAGACUUUUUGUCUAUGAUAAGAAAUACAACCAGAUAUUAAAUAUGCGAUCAGAUGGGACUGAUAUACGACUUGUUAGACAGCUAGAGCUAAGUACUGAAGUUUACAAUAUAAAAGCAGAUGUGGUCCAUAGCAAGGUGUUUUACAGUGACACUGGUCUUGGAGUUAUUGCAUCUGUAAAUUUAGAUGGGACAAAUCACUUUUUUGUAGCAUCUAAUAUUUUAAGUCCUAGAAGUAUUGUUCUAGAUCCACGAUAUCAAAUUCUCUGCUGGACUGGCUGGGGACCUCAUCCAGAGAUUACAUGUUCCAGCUAUGAUGGAUCAAACAAAAGAACAUUAGUGGAUACAAACCUGAAAUCUCCCAAUUCUCUUGCUAUUGAUUACAAUGAGAACAGAAUCUACUUUGUUGAUAGUGGCAUGAACACUAUAGAGUCUGUAGACUUUCGUGGUAACAACAGAAGAGUAAUUUUACAAGGAGUAGAAAACCACUACAUCUCACUUGACAUAUUUUAUGAUGUUUUAUUUUUUACAACUUGGGAGACUAAAACUGUGAUGCAAAUAAAAAAAGAUGGCUCACAACAAUCAGAAAUUGGCCCUGCCAACUUUAAUGAGGUGUCUGAACUCAAAGUUUACAGAUACGGCAAAGAUUAUGUAGGUAACAACAUGAGUUUAUCUCUUCCCUCUGACAUUAAUAGAACUUUUGUUCGGAUGUAUGGAACAAGAAACUUUUACAGUGGUCAGAUAGAAGUCUUUGACAAAGGUCUCUGGGAAAGAGUCUGUUACUGGAAUGAUCCUGAUGCCAAAGUUGCUUGCCACAUGAUGGGAUUCAACAGAAAUGUAUCGAUAAAAAUGAACCCCAGGGAGUUAUCUAGUAACUAUGCAUGGAAUAGAACAGGCUGUUUGGGCUCUGAAAAUCACAUCGAUGAGUGCAGCUCUCCAUCACAAAACAGGGGCUACUAUUAUUGUUUUGGAUCUGGAGCUAACUGUGAACCACAGGAACAAGGAAACUCUACUCAAGAUUUUCAAAUUGACAACUUUUUGUUAUUUAGCGAUGAGAAUGGUCAUUGGAUAAGAAUGGAUUUGAACACAAACAGUUACAUCAUCAGAACUAUUGACCCUGAAUGGAUCACACAGGCUCUAACUUUUGAUCCUUUGACUCAGACAUUUUAUUUUAGUGACUGGGAAUGGAUGUAUGCAUCAUCAAUGAUCAGAAGUGUGAACAAGUUAGGAACCACUAUUUCAUUGGUGGUUGAUGUAUUUAGAGGGAAUAUAACUGGACUUACUAUAGAUGCCAAAAGAGGUCUCUUAUUUUUUGCUGACGCUGGAAAUAACAAAAUCUGCUCAGUACACACAGAUGGUCUUAAUCUUCAGACUCUUUAUGCAGAUCUCCCUGACCUAAGAAGUAUUGCAGUUGAUACUAAUACUUUUGAAAUUUAUUGGACAACUUGGGGGUCACAACCUGGAAUAUAUAAAGGACAUUACCAAGGCAACACGUUGAUCAGUACAGUCUUAGCUGGAGGUCUCAAGCAACCGGAUGGUCUAGCAAUGGAUUCUAUAGCUAAGAAAUUAUACUUCUAUGAUUCUGGUACGCACACUAUUGAAGUCAUCAACACUGCUGGCUCACUUGAUAGACUUGUCUUGUUCACAGACUACAGCUCCCGACUCUCUGGUCUGACCAUCACACCGCAGUACAUUUUCUACUCUGACUACAACAAAGUAAAUAUCAUGCGUUUGAAUCGUGACGGAAGCAACCAGAGACCUGUCGGGACCAAAGACUUUCCUAAAGUUAAAGGUCUUUAUGCUUACAAGAGUACAAGUACCUGAUGCUUGCCACUCGUGAUCAAGAAUUAUUGAUUAAAACAUAGACUGAUACAUUAAAUACAUAUUGAUUUAUUGAAUCUGAUUGAUUGGAAACAAAAAUUUUUUUUGUUGGCGAAUAAAAUCUUAAUGAAAAUCUUG